GCCGCAUUACGAAAGCUGGAUCUACGACCUGUCGUAAACCACCAGUAUAGCAAGAACAACAACAGCAACAACAACAACAACAACAAGCGCGAAAUUGAAGACAAAGAAGACGAUGAUUACGACAAGCAGUCGGUGGCGUCGUCGGAAUGCUCAUUACCAAUUACACCGCCUGAUAUCUAUCCUUCAUCCUCUCUGCCUCAUCCUUCUACUACUACCACUACUACUACUACUCCCCCUCCUGCUCAGCCUCAAUGUCAGCAACAAAUUCAAACGGUUGAAGUCGACACCAAAAAGAUGGAUGGUAUUGUCCCACGGAUAUCGUCAUCAUCACCAUCACUGCUGCUACGCUUGCGCUCGACACCUUGGUUCAAUCAGCGCCGAAAAGUAUUAUGAAUCUUUAGAACGUUGUGAUAGAUAUACCCUCUUUGUCUUCUACUCAUUUACAUUCAUUAUCUUCCUUACCAUAUCAUCAUUCAGCAUCCAACCCCCAUCCCAUUUCUCUCGUUUCUAUGUGUAGCAUAUAUCACUCGCUCAUGCUUUUUCUUUUAUCAUUCUCUUGUGUCAAUUCUGCUUUUUUUCUUCAUGCAUCCUUCAAACGAACAAUGAUAUAUCCACGCUCCUUUUCUCUUUCUCUCUCCUUGUAUGUACGAAUUUCAACCACCACCGCUGAAAACCAUAUUUUCCUUGCCGAGUCCUCAAUUGAAGAAUGAUCUAGUAACAAUAAAAUCGACGAGCAAACUAAUAGACUUGUA
This is a messenger RNA of Zychaea mexicana, 752 nucleotides long. RefSeq lists its product as uncharacterized. The transcript has a single exon. NCBI's taxonomy places the organism in Eukaryota, Fungi, Mucoromycota, Mucoromycetes, Mucorales, Lichtheimiaceae. The record is from RefSeq and is a predicted model, not a curated record. The coding region runs from base 113 to 517 and encodes 134 amino acids.